AGCGCACAUUUGCUGUCAUGUCCUGUUUGCUUGUCGGGCAUGUGUUUGUUACUUUGUCUAUCUCUGAAGGAUAAAAACUAACUAACAUCUUUUUAUUCUGCAUUUCUGACAGCUGAUCAUGAACUUACUUUUCGUCUUUAUUCUAGCUGUGCAUAUCCACAGCGUGGUGCCUGGGAUUCACACAGUGAAAUAUUUCGACACCGUGUCCUCUCACCUUUCAAACUUCCCGGAUUAUGUGGUGGUCGGUUACGUGGAUGAUGUCGAGGUGUUUCACUAUGACAGUAACAGCAGGAAAGCCGAAGCCAAACAGGACUGGAUGAACAAAAUCACAGAGGAGGAUCCGGACUACUGGGAGAGCCACACGGAAAUCGGUCUUCGCAAUGAGCAUGUGUUCAAAGACCACAUUGAAAUUUAUAAGAAGCGCUUCAACCAAACUGGAGGUGUUCACAUUCUACAGAAAAUGCUUGGCUGUGAAUGGAACGAUGAAACUAAUGAUGUACAAGGUUGGGAACAGUACGGUUAUGAUGGAGAGGACUACAUAUCGUUGGACACCAAGACAUGGACAUAUACCGCGGCGAAACCACAAGCUGUACCCACCAAACAUGAAUGGGAGCGUGACAUGGCUCGACUAGACUACACUAAGUAUUACCAUACCGAGCGUUGUCUUUAUUACCUGAAGAGGUAUGUCGAGUUUGGGAGGGACGUCCUCAUGAGAAGAGAACUUCCAGAGGUGUCUCUCCUCCAGAAGACUCCGUCCUCUCCAGUCAGGUGCUUUGCAACAGGUUUCUACCCCGACAGAGCAGACUUGUUUUGGAGGAAAGACGGCGAGGAGCUCCAUGAGGAUGUGGAAUACGGCGAGAUGCUCCCCAACCACGAUGGAACCUUCCAGAUGUCAGUGGACCUGAGAGUGGAGGUGACGGCCGAUGUGGAGGGCAGGUACGAAUGUGUGUUUCAGCUUUCUGGCAUCAAGGAGGACAUGGUCACCAAGCUGGAGAGAAAACGCAUCCUGAGCAAUGCAAAAGAUGAAGAUAAUUUGACCUACGCCGUGGCCGCCACAGUGGUGUUGGUGGUUCUCGCUGUGGUGCUCCUUGUGGCGGCCAUCAUCAUUAUCAAGCGACACAAGAACAGACGCCAACUCUGAUCCAGCUGAAGUGACAUCAAGAUGAGCUAGAGAACAUUGUUCCACAGAACGCCACGGCGAGCCUAAUGGGGACACGUCACACAAACAAAGUAAUAGUUGGAUGUGCAGUCCUCGUCGUCCCAGAAGUCACCUGAAAAAAAAAGACGCAAGAAUGUGUUUUUAAAGGAAAUGAAAUAUGAAAUAUGUUGAGUCGUCAUACCAUUGCCGUUUAUCAAUACGCAGUCCUCAGCUUCAUCGACGGGUUCGAUAUCGUUCUCAAAGUUAGUAAAUGAUGGGGUUGUACCAUCUGUCCACACAAAGGUUUCGUCCUGGAGAACAAAAAAAAUCACACCUACGUUCUUAUAUCCUUCCUUGAGUGGAAGAACCGUAUGGGACAAAACACGGCAUCAGGACUACUGCUUGCUUACCACUUCAAUGUCAUUGAAUCCGAUCCAGGUAGUCAGACCCUUGGUCAGUUCUAGAAUGAUUUCAUUCUCCACGGCGCUUGUGACAGACGCCAGAUUCCCUCCAAGAGAGUUGCAGACCAACUAAAAAUAGAAUUUAUAUUUGAUUUUUAUUGUGUUCAUUCCAAUAAAUAUACAAAGAAAUGAUUUAUUGUUACCUCUGCAUCUUCAAAAGUCCUCUCUUCGUGUAUAAAACGGAAGCAACGGUUGUUUAUCCGAGUGUAAUGCCUCGGACAUGACGGAACUAUAAAAUAUAUAUGUUAGACACAAUAGUGCAAUGAAAAGAAUAAAAAUAAUAAAUACACCAACCUCUCACUGUCACUUCAGACCACUGUGAAGACAAGAAGAUACUGUCAGAACAAAAUCAUCUCCUAGUAGAAAAGCUUUUUGAAGUUCCACUUACAGAUCCA
Doryrhamphus excisus (bluestripe pipefish) is the source of this 1994-nucleotide messenger RNA. NCBI's taxonomy places the organism in Eukaryota, Metazoa, Chordata, Actinopteri, Syngnathiformes, Syngnathidae. The record is from RefSeq and is a predicted model, not a curated record.